AAGGAGGUCAUGAAGAAGAUAGGCAAGUGUCAGAAUAGGAAGUAUGUGAAACCAUAAAAAUCAAGAGGGCAAAGUUUUAGGAUUUUGCUAGAGUGGUUGUGUAGUUUUAGGCGAAGAAGCCAGAUUGCUUGGUUUAGUGGUCACUGGAAAAUGAGGAAGGGGAGAUAGACUGCUCUUAACAUAAGAAGGGAAAAUAAGAAAUUGGUUAACAGUUUGAGUGGGCCCUAGAGUCAAGGGAGGAUCCCUAUCCCUGUUGGAGAAAUUGGCAUGUUUGUAGGCUGAAGGGGAAAAUGGAUAUAAGGACACAGUGGGAGGUGUUGGCCUUUCAGUAGAAGGGGAACGUGGGCAAAGGAGACUUAAGAUGGGUGUGGGUAGUUGCCUGAGGGCCUGUUUUUUGGGUAAUGAAUGAGUCAAGGUUAUUUCUUGAAAGAUGGGGGACCAAGAGAUUAAAUGGAGAAAUUGAGAAAAAUAGUAAAAUCUGAAAUAAUCAUUGAGAGCAAAGAGGGAGCUGAUGAGCUACAACAGUUGAGUAGAGAAGAACUCAGGUGUUACAGCGAGGCUGAAAACCCAACUGAGGGUGAAGAGCAUGUAUUUGUAAUUGUGCCAAGAUUCUGUGAUUUUCUUCAGUUGUGUUCAACUCACUGGCCUUAGGAGUUUUGAAGGAAGAUUGUGGCAUUGAUUCAGGACUAAUGUGUUGCUGGGCAGGAAAUAAAGUCUCUACUUUCACUGUUUGGAGGUCAGUUCACCAGUAGUCAGGAAACUUAUGGAAAGUCUCCUUUUUGGAUUCUUAGCAUUCCCUCUGAAGAUAUUGCCAGAAACUUAAUGAAACGGACAGUGUGUGCCAAGUCUAUAUUUGAACUAUGGGGUCAUGGAAAGUCUCCAGAGGAGCUGUACAGUUCUUUGAAAAACUACCCUGUGGAGAAGAUGGUUCCAUUUCUGCAUUCAGAUUCUACAUAUAAAAUAAAGAUUCACACAUUUAAUAAAACGUUGACACAAGAAGAAAAAGUCAAACGGAUAGAUGCACUUGAAUUUCUGCCAUUUGAAGGAAAAGUUAAUUUAAAGAAGCCACAACAUAUAUUCUCUAUUUUAGAGGAUUAUGGUUUGGACCCAAACUACAUCCCUGAGAAUCCACAUAAUAUCUAUUUUGGUAGAUGGAUUGCAGAUGGACAGAGAGAGCUUAUUGAGUCAUACAGUGUCAAAAAGAGACACUUUAUUGGAAAUACAAGCAUGGAUGCUGGUUUAUCAUUCAUCAUGGCCAACCAUGGAAAAGUGAAAGAAAAUGAUAUUGUAUUUGAUCCAUUUGUUGGAACAGGUGGCCUUCUGAUAGCAUCUGCUCAUUUUGGUGCAUAUGUAUAUGGGACAGACAUAGACUACAACACCGUUCAUGGCUUGGGAAAGGCUAGUAGGAAAAACCAGAAAUGGAGAGGACCAGAUGAAAACAUUAGGGCAAAUCUUCGUCAAUAUGGUUUAGAGAAGUAUUACCUUGAUGUCCUGGUUUCAGAUGCAUCUAAACCUUCUUGGAGGAAGGGCACAUACUUUGAUGCAGUCAUCACUGAUCCUCCAUAUGGUAUUAGAGAGUCUACAAGAAGAACAGGUUCACAGAAGGAAAUACCAAAGGGGAUAGAAAAAUGUCCAGAAAGCCACGUUCCUGUUUCCUUGAGUUAUCAUCUGAGUGAUAUGUUUUUUGACCUGUUAAACUUUGCAGCUGAGACCCUCGUAUUAGGUGGAAGACUAGUCUAUUGGUUACCAGUGUACACACCAGAAUACACUGAAGAGAUGGUACCCUGGCACCCUUGCCUGAAACUCAUCAGCAACUGUGAGCAGAAGCUUUCCAGUCACACAUCCAGGCGCUUGGUAACGAUGGAAAAGGUGAAGGAGUUUGAGAACCGGGACCAGUAUUCACAUCUGCUGAGUGAUCACUUUCUGCCGUACCAAGGUCAUAAUUCCUUCCGUGAGAAAUAUUUCAGUGGGGUAACAAAAAGAAUUGCCAAGGAAGAAAAAUCUAGCCAGGAGUGAAAAUUAGGAUUUUGACAAUGGAGAAAGAAUAAGGAUUUGAUAGAAAAGACAUCUGGAUGUGAACUUUCAUGUAUGUUACAGGAAAUGUACUGUUUUAAAUAAUUUUAUAUAACAAAAUAAAUUCUAUAAAGUCAACUGAACAAUUCUUUUAACAUUAGCUUUGUUUUAUAGACUAUUUUGUUGUAUAUGGCCAUUUGAACUUUAUAUUUAUGCUUUCAAGUGUUAUGGAAAUUGAAAACAGUUAUAUUUUUGGUAAUUAAUUUACAAAUGGUGUUGACUUUUUAAACAGAUAUCUGCUGGAAAUGUUAUAGGCAUUAAUAGUGUUUGAGAAUUUAUUCAUUAGGUAGGCUUGUUUAAUUUUGUUUUCAAUUGUAAUUGUUUUACAUCGUCACUAAUAAAGCUUACUGAGGAUUCCUAAAAUCGUGUAGUAUACGGAGGGGAUGUGAUGAAGGAAAUGAAUUUUUAUUUAUAAAUCCCAGACAAGUAAGUAAUCACAGUGAUAAUGGUGAUGAUGAGAAAGGCUAGGACCUGACAACCUAAAAAGAUUCCAAACUCCUUGAGGCCUGUCCACAUCUGAAGCUCGUCUGUACCUUGGAUUUGCUUCUGCAUUCCUAAACCUUGACUGUCGGUCAAGUUAACUACCCACAAUUUUUGGUUUAGAAAGUAACUGAUAGUUAAAAGCAGUAACAACAACACAAAUCCUUGAUGGUUCCCUAAUGGUAUUAAGUCUAAUCAGAGCUCUUUGAAAUAGAAGCUGUAUUUUCUUGAAGGAGAAACUUUGCUGAGUCCACAUUGUGUCCAUCAUGAAAAUAUCUUGUUUGAAAACCACUCUACCCAUUAAUUCAGGAUGCUAAUAGCUUUCCUGCUCUCGGUGGUCAAAGUACCUCAGCAGGACAGCAGUAAAUGAAUCCUCUCUCUUUAACCAGAGCCUAUUUUUAUUUAUGCUAUUAUUAUUAUUUUAGUGUUACUGCUGGCUUUUAUAUAGGACUCACAAUUUGAACGUGCAUA
Kogia breviceps (pygmy sperm whale) is the source of this 3024-nucleotide messenger RNA. The record is from RefSeq and is a predicted model, not a curated record. NCBI's taxonomy places the organism in Eukaryota, Metazoa, Chordata, Mammalia, Artiodactyla, Physeteridae.